UAUCUAGCUUCCGCAGACUGACUUUCUCUCUCUGCCUCUCCCUCAUUUUGUGUCUCCUUUUUCCUCGGUUUCCAUCCCGUUAGCCCCCCUCAGCUACCUGCUCGCCCGCCUGCCUACCUACCCCAUCUAACGCAGAUCUCCUUUCUUCACACCACCAGUCCGGUCCUACGCCGGCGGUUCCUCUCUCUCUCCGCUACCGCGCAGCGAGCUCGGACGGGGCGGAUUACCAAACAUGCCUUACUCGUCUUGCCUCGUUUUGCUUGCAUGAUCUACCCGACUGCCUAUCCUGACAACUUCGCUUCCACGCCUCUUCCGACCCUUCUUUCGUUCUACUCCACUUACUCACAUGGCAGGGAGGAGGGAGGAGGGGCGGUUAAGCACGUGUGCCUCGCUCGCCCACCCACUCGCAUAUUACUUCUCUGGCUGUUUCUAAUCGUUCCUCGCCUUCUUUUUUCCAACAGGCUGCUCUUACGAACGGCGCGGCGCACAUGCGUGUACCGCUUGGGCUGCGUGGAGUGGCUCGGCUGCCUUGCUUGGUUAGCACUACAUAUCGUGCCCGUGCAUGUGCCUACAACAGUUACAUAUUACACAUGGUACGCGCAGGAGAACAGACAGCCGAAUAUGUGUGUGCUUGCACAAAUGCGCAAGCCGAUACGAUACACCCGCCUAUAUAUAUUGCCUACAUGUGAUUGCAGCACGACGGUCGUCAGCUCCAUCCCCCACCAAUACAAUACAACACACUCCUACUCUACUACACUCUGCUGACACUCGUACCUCUCGUGCUUACAGACUAUAGGUACCCAGUGUAAGAGGUACCUAGGCGGGUCCCGCGUGUAGCCCGACUUAGGUAGGUAGGUAGGUAGUAUAUUUUA
Durotheca rogersii is the source of this 872-nucleotide messenger RNA. RefSeq lists its product as uncharacterized. The transcript has a single exon. The coding region runs from base 265 to 765 and encodes 166 amino acids. The record is from RefSeq and is a predicted model, not a curated record. NCBI's taxonomy places the organism in Eukaryota, Fungi, Ascomycota, Sordariomycetes, Xylariales, Xylariaceae.